Molecule: messenger RNA, 1374 nt
Organism: Eptesicus fuscus (big brown bat)
Lineage: Eukaryota; Metazoa; Chordata; Mammalia; Chiroptera; Vespertilionidae
Gene: CLDN3
Product: claudin 3
Exons: 1
Coding region: 365-1027 (220 amino acids)
Biological process (GO): bicellular tight junction assembly; cell adhesion
Cellular component (GO): plasma membrane; bicellular tight junction
Molecular function (GO): structural molecule activity
Source: RefSeq, a predicted model, not a curated record
CCCCGGCGAAGGUGGGAAGAGGGGCCACGUCACUGUCCCCAGGUCCGGGAGAACGCGGCUCCGCCCCGCCCGCCCCCGCCCGAGCCCUGAGCAGGAUCGAGGACCCAUCGGCCCCAACUCCGGGCCAGUUCAGUCGCCGCCGCCGCCGCCGCCACCCACAAAGCCACAGGCAGGUGCGGACGCAGCCGCGGCGCCGCCGGCAGAGCAGAGCCGUUAGCGAGCGCGCGGUUCGUCGGUGCGUCGGUCCGUCCGUCGGGGCGUCUUCAGUCGGCGCGCCGCCGUUCUUGCCCAGGCCCAGCGGCCGCGCCCCUCGUCGUCCCUGCACCCGGAGCCGCCCGGCCGAGCCGGCUUUGGAGCGGCAGCCAUGUCCAUGGGCCUGGAGAUCACGGGCACCGCGCUGGCCGUGCUGGGCUGGCUGGGCACCAUCGUGUGCUGCGCGCUGCCCAUGUGGCGGGUCACGGCCUUCAUCGGCAGCAGCAUCAUCACAGCGCAGAUCACCUGGGAGGGCCUGUGGAUGAACUGCGUGGUGCAGAGCACCGGCCAGAUGCAGUGCAAGGUGUACGACUCGCUGCUGGCGCUGCCGCAGGACCUGCAGGCGGCCCGCGCCCUCAUCGUGGUAGCCAUCCUGCUGGGUGCCUUUGGGCUCCUCGUGGCGCUCGUGGGCGCCCAGUGCACCAACUGCGUGCAGGACGACACCGCCAAGGCCAAGAUCACCAUCGUGGCGGGCGUGCUCUUCCUGCUGGCCGCCCUGCUCACCCUGGUGCCGGUGUCCUGGUCGGCCAACACCAUUGUCCAGGAUUUCUACAACCCGAUCGUGCCCGAGUCGCAGAAGCGCGAGAUUGGCUCGGGCCUGUACGUGGGCUGGGCGGCGGCGGCGCUGCAGCUGCUGGGGGGCGCGCUGCUCUGCUGCUCGUGCCCCCCGCACGAGAAGAAAUACGUGCCCGCCAAGAUCCUCUACUCGGCGCCGCGAUCCGCCGGGCCGGGCACGGGCACCGGCACCGCCUACGACCGCAAGGACUACGUCUGAGGGCCCGCCGCGCGCCACCACCGACACGUGCUGGAGCGCCCACCAGUCCAGCCGCCCACCUCGCAUCGGAAGCCAGCCCUGCCCCGAUGUCCGGCAGCCCUCUCACUGGACUGGCAGGGGCCGGCCCGUCGCCCCUUUCCCCAGCUGCCACCCCUCCGCGGGCAGGCGGUGGGACAGCGAAGCCUGGGGAGCAGCCCGCAUAGACAAUGAAACCUCCCACUCUGGAGUGCGGGGUGGGGUGGCCACGCUGACCUGCGGGAGGCCUCAGAGCCCUUGUUGGGCAGGCCCCGGCAGCCUUGAAAGGGGCCACUUGAUGUUCUCCAAUAAAAGCCUUUCGUUUUGCAGUU